Molecule: messenger RNA, 886 nt
Organism: Rhinichthys klamathensis goyatoka
Lineage: Eukaryota; Metazoa; Chordata; Actinopteri; Cypriniformes; Leuciscidae
Gene: crygs1
Product: crystallin, gamma S1
Exons: 3
Coding region: 249-785 (178 amino acids)
Biological process (GO): visual perception; lens development in camera-type eye
Molecular function (GO): structural constituent of eye lens
Source: RefSeq, a predicted model, not a curated record
AGUUGAAUAAACACACACAUCCAAACAGACCCCUGCGCACGUUGCCGUCUCUAUGCCCUAUAAUCCACUAGUCUUUUUCUAGAAAGCACUGACUCAAUUUUUGGAUCUGAUUUUCAUGACAAAGCAAAUGUCCUCUUUACAGAGAGAUGUCUGGGUAUAAAAGACCUGGAGUGGGACGGGCCUGAACCAGCACAGCUCCGCACCUCUACCCCCUCCACAGGCGCCGCUGCCAGCCGAACCUCUGCAGAAUGGGCCGGGUGAGUACGAAGAUAAUCUUCUACGAGGACAAGAACUUCCAGGGCCGUCGGUACGAGUGCGACAGCAACUGUUCGGACUUCCAUGUCUACCUGAACCGGUGUAACUCCAUCCGUGUGGAGAGCGGGGCUUGGGUGGUCUUCGAGAGGCCCAACUUCAUUGGCUACCAGUAUGUUCUGACCCGGGGCGAGUAUCCAGAUUACCAACGCUGGAUGGGUCUGAACGACCGCCUCUGCUCCUGCAAGAUGAUCCACUUUGAAAGCGGUUCUGAGUAUAAGAUCCAACUCUAUGACAAGGGAGAUUUCGCCGGCCAAGUACACGAGACCGCCGAGGACUGUCCAUCCGUGGUGGACCUCUUCCGUACACGCGAGGUUCACUCCUGUAAGGUGCUGGAUGGGAUCUGGAUCUUCUACGAGCACCCAAACUACAGGGGGCGCCAGUACCUACUUGAGAAGGGGGAAUAUCGUAAGCCCGUGGACUGGGGCGCCGUCUGCCCCACGGUUCAGUCCUUCAAACGCCUGACGGAGUGACGUCUGACCUUUAAAUCCAUCCAUCUUGCAGUCCUCCUUUACAACCACAACAGCCUCAACACACCUGUGCUAAAUUAAUAAAUGUGUGGUUGCAAAUGAAA